AUGUGUGAUCCAACUGGCGUUCACAUAACUCGAAUCUAUGUCAAUUGUUCUCGACAAAGUCCUUCUCCAAUUCGUCGAACAAAUACAGUUCCUGUAUGUACAUCAACACCAAUAAUUAAUGUUGGAUCAUCUGAUCCAAAACAACAAAUGGCUUUACUUGCAAAAGAAAUUCUUAAAUCACAACGUUCAACAGAUACAUUUAUACAAAAAUCUGAUUCACCUAAACAACAAAUGCCUAUGUAUAAUAAAGAAAUUCUUAAACCACAAUAUUCAUCCGAGACAUUUAUUCUAAAAUCUGAUUCACCAGAAAAACACAUGGCUUUAUUUAAUAAAGAAGUUCCAAUGUCUCAAAAUUCUUCGGAUAUAUCUAGUCCAAAAUCUGCUUCACCAAGAAAAUAUGAGGAAUUUGCAUUUUUCUCAAAAGAAACAGGUCAAAAAAUUGAUUUCAAUACUGGUGAUGGUAUUGCUAAAGUGGCUGUUAUCAAUACAGAAACUAUAACAAAAAAGACAAAAAAAACGCGUCAAACACUUGCUGUUGUACCACCACCACAAAAAUCAAAUCGUUCAUCGAAAUCAAGUGACGAUGGAGAUUAUUUAGUACCAAUGACUAAUAAAGUACAAUCAUCAAAUAAAAACGAAAAAACAAAUUUUACGUCUUAUGAUGGUAUACAAAUGUUUCAAUUUACAUUAGAUGAUGGUUAA
Messenger RNA from Adineta steineri, 702 nucleotides. The record is from the annotation of a GenBank genome assembly. Lineage: Eukaryota; Metazoa; Rotifera; Eurotatoria; Adinetida; Adinetidae.